UUCCAUCAUUUCACAAUGAGUCUGCUGACAUUAACUCUAUUUAUUUGUAAACUCCUGGGAAAGCUGUGGGUACUGUUUGGCCUGGGUGUUCAGGUUAGCAUCUUAAGCAAUGCUUCCACUUCCAGAAGAUGCCCUGAAGCCUGUAUCUGUACUGCUGACCUCCUGAGCUGUUCCAGGAAAAACCUUCAGCGUGUCCCUGCCGGAUUGCCUCGGACAGCUAUCACCUUGGAUCUCAGCCACAAUGCUAUUGUUCACCUUCAUGAUUAUUGCCUGACCACUUUGCCACACCUUGAAACCUUUAGGAUUAGCCACAACAAAAUAAAAAACAUCACUCAAUGUGUGUUUCGCAAUGCUACCUACCUUCUGCAUCUGGAUAUGUCCUCCAACCAUCUGCAAACUGUGGAAAAAUACUACUUUGAAGACCUUGUGAACUUGAAAGAGCUUCUUCUUUACAAUAACAAGAUAGUGCAAGUAGAUGGAAAAGCUUUCAUGACAUUAAUCAAUUUGCAAAAGAUCUACCUAAGUUGGAAUAGGCUAACAAAAUUUCCAUUUGAGUCUAUUCAAAAACUUGAACAUCCUUAUCUAAGGAUGCUUGAUCUUUCUGCCAACAACCUAAGCAGCAUUCCUAUUCAAGUCAUAGCAGCUUUGCCGACGUACAUUAAAAAUGGCUUAUAUUUUCACAACAACCCUGUGAAUUGUGACUGCUCUCUGCAGGAGAUGCUCCAGGAAUGGAAACAUCGCGGUUACAGGUCUGUGCAGGAUUUCAUAGAGGAGCACAUUUGUAAAGCCUACCCCAAUACGCUCUCCUUAAUUAAGACCUUCGAUUACAAUAAAUAUUUCCACAUUUGUUCUUGGAAACAAAGGAAGUUUGACAUUCCAGAAGUGCUGUGCAGAGUGGGAGAAUCCUUGGUAAUAGACUGCAACACCAGUCUCCAUGAAGACAAUACCACCACUUACAGGUGGAUCUCCCCACGCCAUGAAUUAUUCAUGUAUCCUGAGCACAGCGAUCAGACACAUCAACCUUUAAAAAAUGGAAGCUUAAAGAUCAUCAAUCCCAACCGGUCGUACUCAGGUGUUUAUGAGUGCAUAGCAAUCAGUGAUCUCCAAAAGAUCAACGAAACGUAUGAAGUUAAUGUGACAGUCCACUACUCCAAAUUAGUGGAAUCUUUCAGUACUAGCCUCACAACCCUCCUAGGGUGUAUAGUAAGCUUGGUAUUAGUGCUGAUGUACCUGUACCUUACACCAUGUUUUUGCUCUAAGUGCUGCAGGAAGCCUAAGAGUCCCCCUCAAGACUGCAGUGCCCAAUCCUCUAUUCUUAGUACAACUCCACCGGUCACAGAUGUAACAAAUCGCAAGAUCAGUGCAAACAAGCAUGUUGUUUUUCUAGAGCCUAUCAAGGAGAAUCAGAAUGGCAAGGUCAAGCUGGCUGUCACUGAAGACUUUGAUGUGAACCCCCCUAAGCUCCUGAGACUUAAACUGGACUCAGACUCAAUCGGUACAGCUUUUUCUAAUCCUGUCAUGUCACCAGCAGAUGCAUAGCAAACCAACUGCAGAAAGCCUUCUUUAGUAGAUGGUUGCGAUGGGUUUUUUUUUUAAAAAAACUUGUUUCCAUCCUGGGAGGAAGAGAGGAGAACACAAGAUAUAUUCAUGGAGGAUUUCCUCACCACAAUCUAUAGAGGAUUUUUAAAAACGUUCUUUGGCUGGAGGAUGAAUCUUACAUCUUACGUUAUCUCCCCCACUAAUUCCUGUGCAAUUGCUCCAGUUCUCUUAGGCAUGGAAAUGAAAUGCAACUCCUUUUAAGCAAGGAAAGGAACAAUUGUUCUCUGCACAUCCCAAAUGAUUGCUGCAUGCUUCGUUCUCAAGAGAAUACAAUGUUCUAGAAGGUUGUCUUCUCCCAUUAGAACACUGCUGUGGAGUAUAAACUUGUGUUGUGGCUUUGACUUUUAGAGAACAAAGUUUUUACUAUAUAACAAGGCUAUUUUCAUCUUUGCAGAAGACCCAAGUGCCUCAUA
This is a messenger RNA of Pseudonaja textilis, 2012 nucleotides long. RefSeq names its product adhesion molecule with Ig like domain 3 (gene AMIGO3). Gene Ontology annotation, biological process: brain development. Gene Ontology annotation, cellular component: membrane. Gene Ontology annotation, molecular function: protein binding. The record is from RefSeq and is a predicted model, not a curated record. Lineage: Eukaryota; Metazoa; Chordata; Lepidosauria; Squamata; Elapidae.